AUGAAAAAAGCACUCGAAUUAGAUUUUGGUUCAAUUGCUGGUUUCCAACAAAAGUUCUCACAAUCAGCAUCAGCAUUAAAUGUACCAGGAUUUACUUGGUUAGUUUUCCAUGAUAAAGCUUUAAGAAUUAUCACAACCUUUGGAUCAGGUUCACCAUUAAAAUUACAAAACUGUCACCCAAUUUUAUGUCUUGAUCUUUUUGAACAUGCUUACGUUUCUGACCAUGGUGAUAAAAAUAAAUAUAUUGCAAAUUUCUGGUCAUGUAUUAAUUGGAAAUUUGUUGAAGCCAAAUUUUUGAAUGCUUUGGUUUCUGAUAGAGAAUAUAAAUUAAGAUUAGAAUCUCUUGUUGGAAAACAAUCUCAUGCAUUUGAACAAUUUCUUGAUUCACAAUCAAAUAAUUAA
Molecule: messenger RNA, 402 nt
Organism: Dictyostelium discoideum AX4
Lineage: Eukaryota; Evosea; Eumycetozoa; Dictyosteliales; Dictyosteliaceae
Exons: 3
Coding region: 1-402 (133 amino acids)
Biological process (GO): removal of superoxide radicals; superoxide metabolic process
Molecular function (GO): metal ion binding; superoxide dismutase activity
Source: RefSeq, a predicted model, not a curated record